GUGAGCUUGACAUGCAAACACCGGGCACAGAGUUUAACCAUCAAAGCGGUCACAACUACUCAGUAGACAUGGUGGACACCCAGCAGCUCCUGGCUUGGCCCGUCGGGUUCAGUCUGAACGCCGUGGAGCUGUCGGAGCUGGACGUCAGCUCCCACUCCCUCGACAUGAAGCAUUUGUCCACAUUAGACUACGCCUCCAUCUCCUCCUCCUCCUCCAUCCAGUCCUCCCUGUCUCCCCCGCUUGUAUCCUCCAUCUACUCGGCCGGUGUGGCCUAUCACCUCAGUCCGUCGCACAAUGAAGAGCAACUGACCAACAUGGACUACACAAACAUGCACAGCUACAGAACGGAGCCAGACAAGCACAAUUUGAUCAAGCUGGAGCCGGAUUCACCUCCACAGUACUCUGACAAUCCCGUGUUCUCCAAGCUCCAGGACGAUACGUCGCCAGCAGCGCUAAACAUUGAGUGCCGUGUGUGUGGAGACAAAGCUUCAGGGUUUCACUAUGGCGUCCAUGCCUGUGAGGGCUGUAAGGGUUUCUUCAGACGCACAAUCAGGUUAAAGUUGGUGUAUGACCACUGUGAUCUUCACUGUCGCAUUCACAAGAAGUCCCGCAACAAAUGCCAAUACUGUCGCUUCCAGAAGUGCCUCAACGUCGGCAUGUCUCACAACGCCAUUCGUUUUGGCCGAAUGCCCCAGGCGGAAAAGGAGAAACUGCUGGCUGAGUUCUCAUCGGACGUGGUGCACAUGCACCCGGAGGCAGCAGAUCUGAGGGCUCUGGCCCGGCAUCUGUAUGAGGCCUAUCUGAAAUACUUCCCCCUCACCAAGGUCAAGGCCAGGGCCAUUCUUUCUGGAAAGACUGGAGACAACGUGCCUUUUGUCAUCCAUGACAUGAAGUCACUCAUGGAAGGAGAGCAGUUUAUUAAUUGUAAGCAGAUACCCAACCAGGAGCAACAGCAUCAGUCAUACGCCCUAACAGCAGGACAUGGAGGAAUCAUAGGAGCUCACCAGGAGUCAGAGUAUAGCUUUUUGGGAAUGGGAAUGAGCAUCAGCGGACAGGCUCCAGCGUACGCUUUGGAGCUGCGUUUCUUCCACAGCUGUCAAUCACGUUCGGCCGAAGCAGUGAGAGAAGUGACGGAGUUCGCCAAGAGUAUCCCAGGAUUCAUCGAUCUGGAUCUCAAUGAUCAGGUGACUUUGCUGAAGUACGGUGUGAUCGAGGUCCUGAUCAUCAUGAUGGCGCCUCUGAUGAACAAAGACGGGACCCUGAUCUCCUACGGACAGAUCUUCAUGACGCGGGAGUUCCUCAAGAGUCUCAGGAAACCUUUCAGUCAAAUGAUGGAACCAAAGUUUGAGUUCUCAGUCAAAUUCAACACGCUGGAGCUGAACGACAGCGACAUGGCUCUGUUUCUGGCUGUCAUCAUCCUCAGCGGGGACCGCCCAGGCCUGCUGAACGUGAAGCCCAUCGAGCAGCUUCAGGAGACGGUGCUGCAUUCACUCGAGCUGCAGCUGAAGCUCAACCACCCGGACUCUCUGCAACUGUUCGCCAAGCUGCUCCAGAAAAUGACCGACCUGCGUCAGAUCGUCACCGACCACGUCCACCUCAUCCAGCUGCUGAAGAAGACAGAGGUGGACAUGUGCUUACACCCGCUACUGCAGGAGAUCAUGAAGGACUUGUAUUAGAAAUCAUCAGGAGAAAAAGAACAAGUAGAGAAAGGGGAAUAAAAGAGAGAAUAAAGAGAUUGUAUUAUUAAAACCAUGACAUGUG
This is a messenger RNA of Pseudoliparis swirei, 1761 nucleotides long. It is a transcript of the gene pparg, whose product is annotated as peroxisome proliferator-activated receptor gamma. Gene Ontology annotation, molecular function: RNA polymerase II cis-regulatory region sequence-specific DNA binding; zinc ion binding; nuclear receptor activity. The transcript has 9 exons. NCBI's taxonomy places the organism in Eukaryota, Metazoa, Chordata, Actinopteri, Perciformes, Liparidae. The record is from RefSeq and is a predicted model, not a curated record. Bases 12 to 1676 code for a protein of 554 amino acids. Gene Ontology annotation, biological process: positive regulation of transcription by RNA polymerase II; regulation of lipid metabolic process; negative regulation of transcription by RNA polymerase II. Gene Ontology annotation, cellular component: nucleus.